GGUAAUAUUAUAUACCUAACAAUAAUGAGUAGUGAAGAUAUAAACGAUGAUAGGCUAAAAGCAGAAUCAUUGUUUGACUUAGCUAGCUAGAGAUGGCAUCAAGUUGCAACAAAGGGUUCGCAGAUAGUUAUAUGAUAUUGAAUCCGGAGCAUGCUCAUUCCAUAGAAAUUAUUCGUCUUUUAUUUUCACGUAACAUAGGACAUAGAAAAUUUGUGGAAAGUCAUGCUGAGGGAUCUGUGGAAGGAAGCUUCCGAAGUAGAUGGCUUAUAUUUGUUUCUAUUGUUCUUCAGAAACUUAUUUUGUUUGUGGCUAAGCCACUUGCCAUGCUUGGUUCUUUCAUUGAGAUGUUCAUCAACCUCAUUGCCCUCAAUGGAGGCAUCACUAUGAUUAUACUUAACUUUCUCACAGGUCAUUUAGUGAUCCCCGAUCCAAAAUCAGCAAAAUACUUGUCUUGCAUUGGAAAUUUGGACCCACGAGUGAAAAUAGUCGACAUUCUCCAGCGUGAAGACAACAAAUAUUAUGUUUCUCUAGCUAUGAUGGCUUCAAAAGCAUGUUAUGAGAAUGCAGCUUUCCUUAAGAAUACUAUCACACAUGACUGGAAGAUGGAAUAUGUAGCAUUUUUUGACUGCCAGAAUGAAUAUCAAGGAAAGGCCACAACACAAGUAUUGAUAUUGUUGGACAGAUAUAAGGACCGUGACACAUAUGUGGUGGCUUUCCGAGGAACAGAACCCUUUGAUGCGGAUGCAUGGUGCACUGAUCUUGACAUCUCUUGGUAUGGUAUUCCCGGCGUCGGAAGAAUGCACGGCGGCUUCAUGAAAGCGUUAGGGUUACAAAAAAAUUUGGGAUGGCCUAAGGAGAUUCAAAGAGAUGAAAAACUUCCACCACUAGCUUAUUAUGUUGUUAGAGACAUACUAAGAAAAGGUUUGAGUGAAAAUCCUAAUGCAAAGUUUAUACUCACGGGACAUAGUUUGGGUGGUGCAUUAGCAAUAUUAUUUCCAACCAUAAUGUUUUUACAUGAUGAGAAAUUGUUGAUUGAGAGGUUGGAAGGAAUUUACACGUUUGGACAACCAAGAGUUGGAGAUGAUAGAUAUGCACAAUUUAUGAGACAUAAAAUGAAGGAAAAUCGUGUAAGGUAUUGUAGGUUUGUUUAUUGCAAUGACAUUGUUCCUAGGUUGCCGUACGAUGAUAAGGAUAUGUUGUUCAAGCACUUUGGGGUUUGCCUUUUCUUUAAUAGGCGAUAUGAACUCAAGGUUGUUGAAGAAGAACCCAACAAAAACUAUUUCUCGUUAUGGUGUGUGAUACCGAUGGUACUCAACGCUAUCUUGGAAAUUUUAAGGAGUUUUACCAUUGCUUACCAAAAUGGACCUCACUAUAGAGAAGGAUGGUUUCUUUUCUUUUUUAGGAUGGUUGGUUUACUCAUUCCUGGAUUACCUGCUCACGGUCCCCAAGAUUAUAUUAAUUCCACUCUUCUCGGAUCAAUUGAAAGGCAUUUCAAGGAAGAUUAAUUAUGUAGCAAUCUUUUAUCAACAUAAAAGAAGAACGAUGUAUCAAUUAAUAAGCAUUAUUUGAUAGAGCAUGCUAAUUUGGCGCAUCGACUUGAAAUAAGGAUGCAAAUGCAAAGUUGUUUAUUUUAGAACCAUGUCUCUUUGUAGCAUGUAAGAAUUAAGAAACAAUCCUCUUAGCUAAAUUUGUGUUGAAAUAAAUUGUGGAGCUUAAUUAUAUGGGAGCCCUCUUAAAAAUUAUACUA
Molecule: messenger RNA, 1747 nt
Organism: Cicer arietinum (chickpea)
Lineage: Eukaryota; Viridiplantae; Streptophyta; Magnoliopsida; Fabales; Fabaceae
Product: triacylglycerol lipase OBL1
Biological process (GO): lipid metabolic process
Molecular function (GO): triacylglycerol lipase activity
Source: RefSeq, a predicted model, not a curated record